ACCGGAGGCACGAUUGGGCACAGAGUGGCUGUUUUAUAGCCGGGAUCCUCGGUGACGUAUGGCUGCCUGCUCCUUGGCAGCUGUUUUUAUGGACCAGCAGGCAGAGCGAAAUUGACGCUGACAAGACUUUCGCAUCUUGGAAGGGACUGUCAUCCACUGUAGUGAAGAACAGAGCCUCUCAAUCAGGCGGGUGGAAAUAAGAGGCGGAGGGGAGUCCAAAAGGAAAGGAAGGGGAGGGAGCAAAGUGUGUGCUGGGGGGAGCGGGGCAGAGCAUUUUUGGUGGAUGGUAUGAAGCCAGCCAUGGAAACUGCAGCUGAGGAAAAUACUGAACAAAGCCAAGAGAGAAAAGUGAACAGCAGAGCUGAAAUGGAAAUUGGCAGGUACCACUGGAUGUACCCAGGCUCAAAGAACCACCAGUACCAUCCUGUGCCAACCCUGGGGGACAGGGCUGGCCGCUUGAGCAGUCCAGGCUGCUUUGAAUGCUGCAUCAAGUGUCUGGGAGGAGUCCCCUACGCCUCCCUGGUGGCUACCAUCCUCUGCUUCUCUGGAGUUGCCUUGUUCUGUGGCUGUGGGCAUGUGGCGCUCGCGGGCACCGUGGCCAUUCUGGAGCAGCACUUCUCCACCAACACCAGUGACCACGCCUUGCUGAGUGAGGUGAUACAACUGAUGCAGUAUGUCAUCUAUGGAAUUGCAUCCUUCUUUUUCUUGUAUGGGAUCAUUCUGUUGGCAGAAGGCUUUUACACCACAAGUGCAGUGAAAGAACUGCACGGAGAGUUUAAAACAACUGCCUGUGGCCGGUGCAUCAGUGGAAUGUUUGUUUUCCUCACCUAUGUACUUGGAGUGGCCUGGCUGGGCGUGUUUGGUUUCUCGGCGGUGCCCGUGUUUAUGUUCUACAACAUAUGGUCAACCUGUGAAGUCAUCAAGUCGCCGCAGACCAACGGGACCGCGGGUGUGGAGCAGAUCUGUGUGGAUAUCCGGCAAUAUGGUAUCAUUCCUUGGAAUGCUUUCCCAGGAAAAAUAUGUGGCUCCACCCUAGAGAACAUCUGCAACACAAAUGAGUUCUACAUGUCCUACCACCUGUUCAUUGUGGCCUGUGCAGGAGCUGGUGCCACCGUCAUUGCCCUGAUCCACUUCCUCAUGAUACUGUCUUCUAACUGGGCUUACUUAAAGGAUGCGAGCAAAAUGCAGGCUUACCAGGAUAUCAAAGCAAAGGAAGAACAGGAACUGCAAGAUAUCCAGUCUCGGUCAAAAGAGCAACUCAAUUCUUACACAUAAAUAUUUGCCAGAGUGUUUCGGCCGGCGAACUCACAGUUCUGACAAAUCAUCAGACAGCUGCUCUGCAGUACAGAUGUGUAUCCCAUCAAACUAACGUAGACGUACAAACACUUCACUGUCUGUCUCAAGCUGCCGGGAUGUAUCUCUAGGAAAACUUUCCAGUGGGUAAAUCUUUUUCUUUAGAAUAAAUAUUGGAGGUUUCACAUUAGCCAUUUUAAAAGGCAACACUUUGACAAAAUGAUUGCUCACCCUUUUGAAAUUUGUGGCAUGUUCACACUUACUACUAGAGCAAUUCUACCAAGACAGGCAAUGGGAAUACAUCAUACUCCUUAAUGGGGACCCGUGAUAGGCAAGCAUUAAGGGAUAUGACCUUAAAUUUAUAUUUGCCAUCUGUCCUCAGAUAAAUGUUAUCUAUAUAGGAAAUAAAAUGGAAUUGGUAUGAAGUUCCAUUUCUGACAGCUGACAUUUAUUAAACUUUGGCUCAUCGAAGAUAAUGAUUCUUACAAUUGUUGUUUUUUAAUUAGCUUUUUUCUCCCCCAAGCCCAGGACCCAUUAAUUUCCUGAGCUAAUCAGAAAUCUAUUUUUCAAUAAUGCUAAAAUGAGCUACAACAAUUCUGAAGCAGCUGGAUUCUGACUCAUUGACAAGCUUUCCAGAAUCAAUUUUAUAACAGAUUUCAUUUUAACAAAAUGAUAAUGACCCAGUUGUCAUCAUUCUUCUUGGGAAAUAAAUGUCAGCUCUGCCUUAAUGAGUAUUUGUUUUAAAUUUCUAAGAAUUUAUAUUUUAACCAGAGACCCAAAAACCCUUCACAGAAUUUUGUUCCAUAAAUGUUUUUAAUUAAGAAGUGUUACCUUAUUAAAAUGAUCACCAUUGUAAACCAUUUUUAAGUGGUCUGGAUAGUGAGUUUACAGUUUGAUACCAACUAUCUAAAACAUAAUUGCUAAUUGACCACAGACCUCUAACCUCCUACUUUUAUAGAGUUGAAUACCUAAUUUAAAUUAGGGUUGGUAUUUAUUUCAUUUUUUUUUUUCUUAUCUAAAUCUUAGUUUCCUGGAAUAAUAAUAAUAGUUUGAUGUUCAGCAAGAAAACUGUUUGAGUUUAAGCCAUUUUCAAAAGAAACUUGCCUUCUAUAUCAUUAUGUUCCAGAACAUUAAGUAACUGUAGGUACUGGGUAUUAGUGAUGGUAAACUUUGUGUUCUUUAUGAAAUGAUCCAUGUAACUGUGGAGUGCAUCAGUGCUUUUCAAAGGGGCUGCAUACUAUAUAGGGUUAACUAUGUAUAUUCAUGUUAAGAGUUAACUUGUGGUUUGGCUGUUUCCUGGAUUUUAAAACAUAUACAUGUGCAGAAAUGUAUUCAAAUGAAAGGAAGCAUACCUUUAUCAAGAUGCUAUUAAAAUUGAACAUCAAGUAUAAUAUUUCAUUUGGAUUCUUUGUUUUUUCGGUUAAUGCCUAAACAUGCCUAUUUGGAGUUGUUUUUUUUUUUUUUUUUAACUGGAAGAAGCUCUUUUCUGUGUAGAACAGUUGUUACAAAAUAGCUUAGUGUUUUGUUUUCCUGUUGCAUGACAGACUUAAAUAUUUUUUCCAGCAGUGGAGGUGCUGUUAGAGUCCAGUGUUCUAGAAAAGGCGUGUCUAAAGCCUAAUUUUCCUUUUCUAAUUCUGGUAGCUAUUACCAGGAAUUUUUGAAAGUUUUGUUUAAGUAGUCUAAUAUUUUUUAUGUAAAGAGCAUUAAAUUUUGCUAUGUAUAAAUUUUUGUAACCUAACAGUGAAUCAAUAUUUUCUAUCAGUGCCAAGGGCUUCCUGUAGUUCUAUUCAAGUGUUACAAUAAAUAUUUGUAGAUAAUAGUCAAUACUUGUGUAUGCUUAUUUUAAAGAUCUAUUUAGGUAGAAAUAGUUGUGGAUGUACUAUCACUAAUGAAAUAAAAUUAUAGCUUCAUUCGCUUGCCUUUUUACCAGA
Galeopterus variegatus (Sunda flying lemur) is the source of this 3224-nucleotide messenger RNA. It is a transcript of the gene GPM6B, whose product is annotated as glycoprotein M6B. The record is from RefSeq and is a predicted model, not a curated record. Bases 289 to 1275 code for a protein of 328 amino acids. Gene Ontology annotation, cellular component: plasma membrane; myelin sheath. Gene Ontology annotation, biological process: axon development; central nervous system myelination. Gene Ontology annotation, molecular function: structural constituent of myelin sheath. NCBI's taxonomy places the organism in Eukaryota, Metazoa, Chordata, Mammalia, Dermoptera, Cynocephalidae. The transcript has 8 exons.